GUUCAGUUAAACUUUCAGCCUCAGCCUCACUGCCCUCAGCCUCAGGUCUUCUUCAGCCUUCAGGUGCAUUUCGUGGCGACGGAGGAGGGGCUGGACAUGAGCUUGUUUUCUCCAACUUUUGCAUAGUUAAAGUCUUGUUAGUAAUGGCGUCUGCGACCACUUCACUGUAGGCGGAAUCCGCAGUGCUACUGCUAGCCAUUGCCCGCCGUUUCGAUCAAUGGCCCCGUUGAUGCGCCGCUCGAGGCGCAGCGCCUGGCCCCUCUCCACUCUAGUUCUCUCCGCCUGCAUCGCUCUCUUCCUUCUCUGCCAAGUCCUCCUUGCAUACCAAUUCUUAUGGCGGUCCGCAAACUCUGUCACUAAUCCCGAUUCAAAUCAAAAGCUCUCCCUGGGGUUCAUCAGCCUGGGAGACAGCGUCCCUGCACUUAGCAUCAUCAUAAGCGUCAUUGGCGCCAGCGAACGAGAGUACUCCAAGGGUUUCGACGCAUUAAGAGCCGUUUUCAACAAGGCAAAAGGUUUUCUAGAGGGGGUGGAAGUCGUGAUUGUUCACGCCGGAGUGGUAACCGCCCCAAGGCUGACCAACUUUGGGGAUGGGAAACCCAAUUGGAGCGUGCAAUACGUGCUGCUGCCACGGGAGCCCUCUCACCCAGCUGCCUGGAACCUGGCCAUACGGCACUACGCCCGGGGGGCUUUCUUAACCAAGCUGGACUUUGCUGGGUUUGUGAGGGGGGAGGUCACGCAGAUUACGCUGCAAAUGCUGGAGAAGAAGGUGCAGCUCUUGCAGUCGCUGCCGCUUGCGCAGGUGGCUUUUGCAAAGUUUGGGAAGGGAGGAGGAAGUGCGAUCAAGUCGUCGGACUUCUUCUCGUUUGAUGAGACGAAGAAGCCAAUCGCUGGGUUAAGUCUUGAGCUAGAUCGGAGCCCUGUUUGGCGGCAGAGUCUGCACGAGGCGGUUGGUUACUUUGACACAGGGUUAGCGUCCGCCGCAGAGUGGGCGUUCUGGCUCAAAGCACUCCAGCAUGGACUGCAGGCGGUCCGCUUGACUGACGACCCGCUAGGGCUGAUGACUGCAGCAGAGCCCAGUGAAAGUGAGGAGCUAGCAGUGGUUUCAAAGUAUUUGUUCGGCGGGCUGGUUAACCUGACUGCGGGCGUGACCCAAAAAGCGGAGGCCUCAACCCAAAAAGCAGACGGGUUGAGGAUUCUGGUGAUCCACGAGCACGUCCCAUUUCGCAACGAAGGGGGGGAGAAGCGGCUAAUGCAAGUGGUGCACUCGCUAAUAGGAAGUGGCCACAAGGUAUGGUACCUCUACAGGGGGUGGGGCGCCAAGCCAGCGCACAGGGCAAAGCUAGAAUCUCUAGGCGUUCAGCUGAUACCGGACUCGCAUCUCACGGAUCCACGCUCUGAGAUUCGGACCCUUCAGAAGCCAGCUGUGUACUUCGAAACCCACGACUUCGACGCCGCGGUCAUGACGGCGUGGUUUUACAAGCAGAACGAGACCGCAGGUUCACUGGCCCUGUCCAUCCCGGAGGUGUACUCCCCGCUUAUGAGGACAUAUAACCCACGGAGCUGCGUUGCGGUCCUUACUGACGACGUCCAUUGGAGCCGGAAUCUUGAUUCCGUUUGGUGCCAUAAAGACGAGGGGCCCGAGUGUUUUAGGAAGCUCAAGGACCGUGAGCAAGCAGUCUAUCUAGACGCGGACGUUUUGUUCACCGUCUCGGAGUCCGACAGCCGAUUUCUCGAGGCGUGGCUCCCCCCCCUCGACCCCCGCCCCCAGUUCCUCCCCUUCGUCGGGACACUUAACCGCGAUAACCGUGCUUCUAACCCACUCUCGCAAAGGGAGAUCAUCACUUUCGUGGGCUCUAACCACCCCAUCAACGAGGCGGGUUUGAGGUGGUUCUUUGACGAGGUCUUUCCAGUUCUGCAAAAUCUGCUAAGGCCUCUGCCGGAUGUAUACUUGAUCGGAGAGGGGUGGAAGGAUAGCCCGCUGUCGAACCCUCUGGGGGUGUGGGCGCCGGGGCUGCUCAAGAGCGACUCUGAACUGGACAAGUACCUGCAGAGGACGCGCGUCUUCAUUUCGCCGAUGGUGAAGGGAACUGGCGUCGCAACCAAGAACGUCCUGGCCAUGGAGAACGGGAUCCCCCUGGUCACGACCACGUGGGGCAAGAGGGGGCUCCUGGUGCGGGAGAACGAGCCCCCCUUUCUGAUUGCGGACCACCCGGCCGACUUCGCCGGGCACAUCAUCCGGCUGUUUUCAGACGAUCACUUAUGGCACGAGAUGUCAGACGCCGGCUUAUGGCAUGUGCGCCACGUGCUGAACCCGGGCCUACAGGGUGCGGUGUUGGAGGGGCAGCUGCGCGAGUGCGUCGCCCGGAAGCGGGGGUGACGUCAGCGGUGGGAAGGUUGACGUUCGCGGAACGGGGUCGUCGUCCCCUGGAAGGAAGGAAAGCCGGCGGGGAAUGGGUAAUGUCAGUAGAAAGAAGGUUGGCGCGAGCUGAGGAAGACGUGCCCCAACGAGGGGCGGAGAGAAGCUUCGGUUGAGAAAGGUGCCAGCGUUCCAGCUCUGGUUGCGCGUCAGCCGACGGCUUGGGCGAACGCGCUCUGGUGGCAGGACUCGAGACAGCUCGCCAAGACUUGUCGUCACGGACAGCGCCACAACAGCAUGCGGAGAAGGGCAAGAACCCAGUCACCCGCCGGUGCCAAGCUCCGAGUUAACGAGCGCGUCACUCGAAUGAUCUUCGAGGGUUUUCUUACGAUGUGAUGCAUUUCAAAAGACAUACUUACCUUCGGAACGAAACAUUGAAGUUGCACGAUGUGGCGCCACUUGUGGUCAGGGUGAGUUAGAGUUUGAAAUCAACCCACACUUAACUCACAAAGUAAAGCGACGUGUGACUCGCUCAAUCAAAGAACGACGCUUGACGAGUUACUGACGAAUCCCGAGCAGCUCAGAGAUCAAGCAGGAACGAAUUUGACUCGGAGUCGGUAUGCGCUUUACAGUCCAUCAGUUGUCGACGAAUCAUAUGUGAAAGUGGCAACAAUAAGAGCAGACUUCACGGCCAAU
Molecule: messenger RNA, 3052 nt
Organism: Klebsormidium nitens
Lineage: Eukaryota; Viridiplantae; Streptophyta; Klebsormidiophyceae; Klebsormidiales; Klebsormidiaceae
Source: the annotation of a GenBank genome assembly